CGAAUUUCCACCGCUUCUUUUUCCCCCCUUCCGUCACCGCAGCGAUGGAUAUCCUAUAGCACGAACCUUCCCGAUCAAUAACCAAAUGAUAGAAAGCUAUACACGGGAAUAAACAAAGAGAAAAAGAAAUGGACAUCCCUCAACUCUCCACCCAGCUCACCGAAGCACCAACCCCCUUCCCAAAUUGUUGUCUAUCUAUCUCCAGCACCCUGGUAGCCCACUUAGCAUGGCUCCUUCCUAAAAGGCCCGCGUUCACCCUAUCAAUAGGCUGUGGAUCCGGUCUCCUGGAAGCACUGAUACUACAUAACCAUCCCAACGUCCAAAUCACCGGAAUAGAAGUCUCCACGUCAGUCAACCGCUACCUUGCAGAAGAGGACUUCGACGUGGUCAGCGGAACUUGGGAUCUGUAUGCGCGUGCGCCGCAGGCAGCAGCAUGGAUGUUUGUUUACCCGCGCGAACCGAAGCUGGUCAGCAAGUAUAUUGAGAUGUAUGGCGAUGGACCUGAGUCGUCAGUGCAGGUGAUACUGUGGUUGGGACCCCGUGCGGAUUGGGCCGAUUAUGAGCCGUGCUUUCGCAAUUCGUCGUUCUCAGACGUGUGUAUCCCUGUAGAUGUGGGAAUCAUGGAAUUUGAGAUGUUGGCAAUCAUGCGGAGGAGGUAGCGGUGUGUUUGAUGUUUGACGCUGAAUUAUUAUCUAUCACCAGUGUAUACAUCUGUUCGGGUCAUCGGACAGAGCCCGCGAGAUAGUUGAUUUCCUGGCUGGUAGCAGACGGGUUAGGGGAACAGGAUUUACGGAAGAUGCAAGAGGGUUCGCUGAUCACCACUCCUCCUCCUGCUGCUGCUGCUGCUACUAUCUGAUGUCCGGUCGGUCAUCCAAGGAAUCCUAGCGACGUCAUCAUAUUUCCAAGCCUUCAUUUGCUAUAUGUCACCAUCAUAUCCAGGACACGAAAGACUUCAAUCCCAU
Aspergillus costaricaensis CBS 115574 is the source of this 962-nucleotide messenger RNA. RefSeq lists its product as uncharacterized. The coding region runs from base 129 to 659 and encodes 176 amino acids. The record is from RefSeq and is a predicted model, not a curated record. The transcript has a single exon. NCBI's taxonomy places the organism in Eukaryota, Fungi, Ascomycota, Eurotiomycetes, Eurotiales, Aspergillaceae.